Molecule: messenger RNA, 198 nt
Organism: Paraglomus brasilianum
Lineage: Eukaryota; Fungi; Glomeromycota; Glomeromycetes; Paraglomerales; Paraglomeraceae
Source: the annotation of a GenBank genome assembly
AUGACUUAUUAUCCAACAAGUUUCAACAUACCCACGACUAGUGCGAUAAGAAAAAUGAGAGAACUGGCUGGAAAUCAAGGCGACGUCGACCCGAGCGAGAUCAAGAGUUUGAUCAGAGAAAACGUCAAAUUCGUCAAUAUCAAAGAUAUUCCUUCGAUUGGAAAUGGACUUUCCUCGACCAUGAAAGGUGAUAGAUAA